Molecule: messenger RNA, 2047 nt
Organism: Hibiscus syriacus
Lineage: Eukaryota; Viridiplantae; Streptophyta; Magnoliopsida; Malvales; Malvaceae
Exons: 10
Coding region: 44-1729 (561 amino acids)
Biological process (GO): regulation of DNA-templated transcription
Cellular component (GO): nucleus
Source: RefSeq, a predicted model, not a curated record
AGCAGCUUAGUCAUAUUUCAAUUGGGGUUGAAAUAUUUUAGCAAUGGCUGUUUCUACUCCAUCAAAGGAGAAGAAGAACACGAAGAAGAGCAGCAACAAGGAGAAGAAGACGAAGAAGAGUAGUAAGGCCAACGCCCAGAUAACUCGGCACACUGACUCAGCUUGCUCGACUGAUCCAAAAAUCAGUCCAAAGCGUCGCCGUAACAGUUCGCCUGGAGUUCGACUCAUCCAUAACCGAAUCUAUGAUUCUCAUAACGGAAAGACUUGUCACCAGUGUAGACAAAAAACAGUGGAUUUUGCAGCAUCAUGCAAGAGGAAGAUUGAUCAGAAACAAUGUACUAUCCAUUUCUGUCACAAAUGCCUCUUGAACAGAUAUGGAGAAAAGGCUGAGGAGGUUGCCUUGUUAAAUGAUUGGAAUUGUCCGAAAUGUAGAGGAAUUUGCAACUGUAGUUUUUGCAUGUCCGAAGGCAAUGAUGCUGAUUUCUCGACCCAAAAGGCUACUCCGAAAAAGUCCAGAAUCUCCAAAAAGGUAUUGUAUGAAGGAGAAGUGAUUUUGGACAGGAAUACGGCUAUCCAGCUAAUUGAAAUGAAGGUCCCUAAGAAGUGUGAUCAAGGAGAAGAUGAAAUGCUAAACAAUGCAGCUCCCAUAGAGAAGAACAAGACAAUUAAUAAGUUUCCAAGUCCUAAGAAGAAAAGUGUAGAAGUCAAAAGUGAAGCCUCUGAUGACGAUAUCAUACUGCCUCAAGGAACAUUACUAAACUGUGUCGGUGGCAUUGGCUUGCCUGCUGAGGAUGUUGGCCACGCCUUGCAAUUUCUAGAAUUUUGUGAAGCUUUUGGAGAGGUUCUCAAUAUGAAGAAAGGGCAGUCUCAGCUGAUACUUAGAGAGUUAUUUACUGGAAAAAGCAAAUGCAAACACAAACUACGUUAUCCUUCGAUUGUUCAGUUUCAUAUUCGACUGCUUUCCAUGAUGCAAAAGGAUUUGGGAAAAGAGUAUCCUUGCCUUAGUCGGGAUUUAAGUGAAACUUCAUGGGCUCAAGUUCUUGGAGAAUACAUCAGUGAUUCUCAAAAACCAUUAAAUCAGUCACCGUCGGAUUGCUUAGAUAUGAGUGAUGAUAGAUAUGAGAAAUUAAAUUCCUCUAAAAAACUCAGACUCUUAAAUUUUCUAUGCGAUGAAGCUCUUGUCACCACAGAAUUCAGAAGCUGGAUUGAUGAACAAAACUCGAAAUUUGUCGAGAAAGAAAAGAAAAUGAAAGAAAAACUUCUUUCUCGGAGAGAGAGGGAGAGAAACAUGGAAAAAGCGAUGAAGCAGAAGUUGCAGGAUGAGAUAGCCAAAGCUAUUAUCAUGAAAAAUGGUGCACCUCUUUCAAUUUCGGAGAAUGAAGAGCUUAUUUCUAGAAUCAAGAAAGAAGUGGCUCAAACUCUUGAAGUGGCCUAUACUCUUGCAGGUACAUUGGAAGUGUCCGAGACAGUGGAUGAGGUGAUGCCCAAAGAGGAGGAGGAUUGUCGAUUAGAUGCUGUCAGAUCGGAGCCAAUAUUUUGGGAUGGCCAUGGUCACAAGUAUCUCAAAUUCUGGAGAUUGAGGGGCCACUUGGGUGAAUCCAAUAUUCUGCUUCAAGAUAUCGAGGUCGGGGAUUCAGUUGCAGCUAAAGAACGAUGGUACAGCUACAGCACCGAACAAAAAGCUACGGUCGAGAAAUAUAUUUCGUCUUUCAGGGUGCAAAAGAAAUGAGCAAUCUAUAUUGGCUCGUAUAAUUUCAAGAAAGGUACUGUAGUUACUGCAUAGUGCUAUUUAUCUAUAAUAUGUUCCCCCAAAUGAACCAACCGUUUGUAUCCCGUAUAUGUUACUAAAAGAAACUAAGUUAAUUAUCAUCUUUCAAUGCAAGGGAGGGGAUGCUAUGGUUUAUGGUUUAUGGUCUUAUACAAGAUCAUUAUGUAUUUUACGUAGGGAUGGGCAUAGGACCCGAAUCUAACGGGAUUUGACCCUAUCGGGUUGGAUUAUUUUUUUAAAAAAAAAUCGGGUUUGAGUCGGGUUUUUUAAGGUUAUAUU